Tupaia belangeri chinensis (Chinese tree shrew) is the source of this 2106-nucleotide messenger RNA. RefSeq names its product tubulin folding cofactor E (gene TBCE). The transcript is spliced from 16 exons. Gene Ontology annotation, biological process: cytoskeleton organization. The record is from RefSeq and is a predicted model, not a curated record. The coding region runs from base 161 to 2044 and encodes 627 amino acids. Lineage: Eukaryota; Metazoa; Chordata; Mammalia; Scandentia; Tupaiidae.
UUGGACUGCGAGGUGUGGGGAGAUGUGAGUUCUUUCGCAGCAGCAGGCUUUGAGUAAAGACUUCUUUAAUUUGGCCGUAAGUGUGGCGUCUCCUUCGACCUGGCUUGCAUACAUCGUAACAGAUCGCAGAUGUUAUACUUUGUCUUCCUGCUGUGUCAUCAUGAGUGACACCCUGACGCCAGAUGUCAUUGGACGAAGAGUGGAAGUUAACGGGGAAUAUGCAACAGUGCGGUUUUUUGGCAUCGUGCCUCCAGUGGCAGGACCCUGGCUAGGAGUAGAGUGGGACAACCCUGAGCGAGGAAAGCAUGAUGGGAGCCACGAGGGGACUGUGUACUUUAAAUGCAGGCACCCAACAGGAGGGUCCUUUAUUCGUCCAAACAAAGUCAACUUUGGAAUAGACUUUCUCACUGCAGUCAAGAACCGCUAUGUGUUAGAAGAUGGGCCAGAAGACGCACGAGAGCAGACUGUUACCUUUGGAAACAAACCCGUGGAGACUGUUGGUUUUGACUCUGUUGCAAAACAGCAAAGUCAGCUGAGCCGGUUGCGAGAAAUCUCUCUGAGGAGCUGCGCGGUGAGCAGUGCCGGAGACCCCGGAGGAGUCGCACAGACGUGCCCCAAUAUUCGCAAGGUAGACUUGUCAAGAAACCUGCUGCCCUCGUGGGGUGAGGUGGUGCACAUUGCCGAGCAGCUGAAGCACCUGCAAGUCCUCAACCUGAGAAAAUGUCAUUCUAAGGUGAAAUCCCAGCUUGUCGCCGUCGUCGGCGUUGGGUCUCCUGUGCAUGGUGUGUCUGUCCACAGUGAGAAUAAGCUCCAGUUCCCCUGCACUUCAGCGUCUCCCACUGGAACGUUCUCUGCUCUGAAGGUGCUAGUCCUCAAUCACACAGGAGUCACGUGGGCAGAGGUGCUCCGGUGUGCCCCGGGGUGGCCUGUCCUGGAGGAGCUGUACCUCGAGUGCAACGGGAUCCGCAUUUCAGAGAGGCCGACUGAUGUUCUCCAGACGGUGAAGUUAUUAGACCUCUCCUCUAAUCCAUCGAUCGAGGAAAACCAGCUGUCUCUGAUAGCGUAUCUGCCCAGAUUGGAACAACUCAUCCUUUCUGACAUUGGGAUCUCUUCGAUCCACUUCCCGGACGCUGGCAUUGGGGGCAAAACGUCAAUGUUCCCGUCCUUGAGGUACCUUGUCGUCAACGACAACCAGAUCUCACAAUGGGCGUUCAUCAACGAGCUGGACAAGCUGCCCAGCCUGCACGCCUUGUCCUGCAUCCGAAACCCCCUGACUGCAGGGAGCCGGGACGCACAGACUACGCGGCAGCUCAUCAUCGCCAAGGUCGGCCAGCUGACGGCCCUGAACAAGUGUGAGAUUCUCCCAGAGGAAAGGCGUGGAGCAGAGCUAGACUACCGCAAGGCCUUCGGACUUGAAUGGAAAAAGGCCGGAGGACACCAGGACCCGGACCGGGACCGGCCUAGUGAGGCCUUCCUUGCGGCUCACCCCCGGUACCCAGCGCUGUGUCUCAAAUAUGGUGCACCUGAAGAUGGGGAACUCAAAAUACAACAGCCAUUUAUGCUCAAAAACCAGCUACUCUCACUGAAGAUAAAAUAUCCUAAUCAUCUUGAUCAGAAAGUUCUAGAGAAGCAACUGCCAGACUCCAUGACAGUUCAAAAGGUAAAGGGAUUUCUGUCACGUCUUCUCAAAGUCCCUGCGUCAGAACUUGUGUUGUCCUACGAGAGUCCCAAGGUAAGGGGCCCGGGAAAGCAGUCAGGUGCAGCCCCCAGGACGGCUGUGGGCUGUCGGGGCCAGACGGGGACCAUUGGCUGCAUGACUUCAAGGGGGGGCAGGAAGAGUGGGCUAACAUGUCCCAUCUGUCUCCCACCCGCCUCUUCUACCUUCAGAUGCCAGGCAGAGAGAUUGACCUGGAGAAUGACCUCCAAUCGCUCCAGUUUUACUCUGUGGAAAGCGGAGACUGCCUGUUGGUGCGGUGGUAGCGACGCGGACCGCCGCCAGGACUGGGGACGGGGCAACUGGGGCAGCCCAGCAGCGUUCCCGUAAGGUGGCAAGGGGAGGCGCCCCAGGCUGGCACGAACAGCGGUAAUAAAGGCUCUGAACCGCCA